AUGACCAAGGAGUCGGCGGGGCUGUACAUCUGCUCCUACCAGGUCGGGCAUGCCUGGUCCCCGCAGAGUGAUCCCGUGCCGCUGGUGAUGACCGGAGCUUAUGACAAACCCUCCCUGUACAGCGUGCCGGACACGGUGGUGAGCGCGGGACAGGGCGGAAGCCAGGCCAGUUUCAUCAUGGACCCAGUCAAAUCCACACAGGCAGGCUCCUACAGGUGCUUCGGACACUUCCACAAGACCCCUUAUGUGUGGUCUCACCCCAGUGACCCAGUGCAGCUGCAAGUUAAAGGGCAGCCUGUGACCAUCACAUGCUCGGGGCACCCCAAUGCAGAAUAUUAUCAGAUCUCUAAAGUGGAAACACCUGGAGGUUCGGCCCAGAAGCAUGUGCAGCUGGGGAACACUUUCCACCACCCCUUCAUGACCAAGGAGUGGGCAGGGCUGUACAUCUGUUCCUAUAAGGUUCGGCAUGCCUGGUCCCCGCAGAGUGAUCCCCAGCCGCUGGUGAUGACCGGAGCUUAUGACAAACCCUCCCUGGACAGCGUGCCGGACACGGUGGUGAGCGCGGGGCAGCGGGUGCAGAUGCAAUGCUUCUCCCGGGUCAGGUUUGAUGAGCUUCUUCUCGUCCAAGGGAGUGGGCUUCAAACCCCUCAGAAAUCAAGCUUCCCCCCACGGGGCGGCAGCCAGGCCAGUUUCAUCAUGGACCCAGUCAAAUCCACACAGGCAGGCUCCUACAGGUGCUUCGGACACUUCCACAAGACCCCUUAUGUGUGGUCUCACCCCAGUGACCCAGUGCAGCUGCAAGUUAAAGACACCCCCACAGCUUCUUCCCAGCCACCGACCACGGACGUGGAGGAAGACUCUGCUGCAGGGACCCCUGCAGGCAAUGCUGUGCGGCUGGGCCUGGCCGGCCUAGUGCUCCUGCUGCUGCUGGCAGUGCUGGCGGAGGCCUGGCUCAGCUGGAAGACACCGAUCCACGUGACCCAUGAGGAUCCCUGA
Messenger RNA from Sorex fumeus (smoky shrew), 996 nucleotides. Its product is annotated as leukocyte immunoglobulin-like receptor subfamily A member 2. Gene Ontology annotation, molecular function: inhibitory MHC class I receptor activity. NCBI's taxonomy places the organism in Eukaryota, Metazoa, Chordata, Mammalia, Eulipotyphla, Soricidae. The record is from RefSeq and is a predicted model, not a curated record. The transcript has 7 exons. The coding region runs from base 1 to 996 and encodes 331 amino acids. Gene Ontology annotation, biological process: cytokine-mediated signaling pathway.